AUGAGAUUGCUCCCAUUGAUACUUGCAGUGAUCAUUUGUCUACUUUUGUUUUGGGCUGCAGUCGUGAUAGUACUUUCAUUAAUACCUGUGUAUCUUAAUAAACGUGGUGCAGGCAUCGUGACGAACGACGCUCCAGAAGCUUGUGGAACAACGCUACGUUACGUCACAGGCAGGAUAUUUAGGAAUAAUCGGAAGCCAACUGUCGUCAAUGUUAAUGAGAUAGCUCGACAAUUAGAAGCAGCCUAUGGUAUCAACCCAAACACGAUCCGUAUUACUAGCAUUGUCGUCUACAGUGGUGGAACAGGUGGUGUUAUUGUUGGUCGUCGUCGUCGUGAACUUGACAGAAAAAAACGUCAAAUACCUAGUUGUGAUCAGUUGGGAUCUGAUAUGUUAAUUGUGGAAACAACAUUUUGUAUAAUAUAUCCAAGGAGGUGUGGCGUAUCUGUAUCUUGCAAACAAAAAUUUAUCAACAAUAUUCAAACUAAGCUUGCUAGAACGUUUUCAAGUUUGGUACUGGAAUUCAAAUUUGAUGAUGAAACGUUUGAUGUACUUGAUUUGACCAGUUGCCCGACACCAGCACCAUCAUCGUCCGAGGUUAUACUUAGUGGACCACAAGGUAAUAAGUAUUAUGUUUGA
Rotaria sordida is the source of this 636-nucleotide messenger RNA. The record is from the annotation of a GenBank genome assembly. Lineage: Eukaryota; Metazoa; Rotifera; Eurotatoria; Philodinida; Philodinidae.